This is a messenger RNA of Gasterosteus aculeatus aculeatus (three-spined stickleback), 764 nucleotides long. Its product is annotated as vitelline membrane outer layer protein 1. Lineage: Eukaryota; Metazoa; Chordata; Actinopteri; Perciformes; Gasterosteidae. The record is from RefSeq and is a predicted model, not a curated record.
CGUUGAGGGCCCAACCCCUCGCUACCUGCGUCCCCAGAGUCUCUGCUGUGAACAUGGCGAGCCUCCUCUUCUUCUUCUCGGCCGUGCUGGCUGCGUUGUCCGGUGGGCUGUGUGAGGAGGAGAAGGUGUUUCUGCAGCGAGCCGGCGCCUCAUUCAGCGGCAGAGAGUACAGAUCUCUGCUCACCGUGAGCAACGGGGAGCAGUUCGGUACCUGGACCUGGCCCGAGAUGUGUCCCGACCGCUUCUUUGCUGUUGGCUUCAGUCUCAGGGUGGAGUCGAACCAGUACGGGGCGGACGACACCGCUCUGAACGGGAUCCGCCUCAUCUGUGCCAAACAAGAGGACCGGAGCUUCCUGUACUCGGUUGAAUCCCACGCGGGCUACUUCGGUGAUUGGUCCCAGCCUCAGUACUGCCCCAGCGGCGUGCUCACCUCCUUCCAGCUGCGCGUGGAGCCCCACCAGGGUCUGCUCGGGGACGACACGGCCGCCAACAACAUCAAGUUCCGCUGCAGCAGCAACCCGACGCUGGAGGGGCACGCCGCCGACUGGGGGGAGUACGGCUUCUGGAGCCAGGAGUGCAGCGACGGAGGAAUCUGCGGCAUCGAGACCAAGAUGGAGGAGUACCAGUACGGCGUGGACGACUCCAGCCUCAAUGACGUGCGCUUCCAUUGCUGUGCCAGGCCCCAGCAGUAAUCGGCUGGUGAACAUCCAUCUGGUCUCCACGGGCCUCCAAGUAGACAAACAAUAAAAAGCUCCUUUCAACUG